Messenger RNA from Kwoniella shivajii, 2535 nucleotides. RefSeq lists its product as uncharacterized. The record is from RefSeq and is a predicted model, not a curated record. The transcript is spliced from 9 exons. Gene Ontology annotation, molecular function: zinc ion binding. Bases 1 to 2535 code for a protein of 844 amino acids. Lineage: Eukaryota; Fungi; Basidiomycota; Tremellomycetes; Tremellales; Cryptococcaceae.
AUGUCCUCUCCCCUUGCAGCAGGGUCGGAUGAUCGUCCACCUACUUCACCUACUUCACCUAGAUCACCUCGACCCAUCACGAAUCCAGGAGAUGGGAGUGCUACGGACGGUAUAGCGCCAGGAACUAUACGUCCAGGUACGAUGAAUACACUUCCACCUGAAUUACUACUGCAACAACAACAGCAACCUCCGAGACCAAAUUUGACUUCAAUGUUAUUCUUAAGCGCCUUCUUCUUUUUCAUGAGCGGUAAUAAUCAUCCUCAAAAUACAGGAAUAGAGAUUGGUCCAGAUGGGAAUCUGAAAUUUAGAAUGAGUGAACUAGAUCACGCUAAGCAGAUAAGAGAUGAAUGGGUCGGUCUCGUACAUGGGAAUCAAACGUUGUUGGCUAAUUACACUUUGCCACCUACACCAUCAAUACAACCUUCGACCCUCCUUCCACCUGAAUAUCACUAUGAUCCAACACGUCAUCAAUUCUAUAAUAACAUCACGGGGUUCUUCCGCUCUUCGACACUUCAUCCUCUUUCAGUCUCCCCAUCAUCAUCAGCAUCGUCGUCGUCAUCUUCCACAUCUGAUAUAGAAGGGUAUUGGAGACAUCUGGAUCAUAUACCGGAUUUUAAUCUGACGGGACAAUGGAACGAAACGCUCUCAGAUGAAUUAAGGGGGAAAUGGGAAUGGAAUAAUACCGUUAAAUGGGAUAUGAAUUUGAAGGAACGUAACAUCUCAACAUUGUCUUCAACUUAUAGUAAAUCGGGAGACGAAGAUUCACUCAAAGAUCCUGAAGAUGUAGAGAAACAGAUGGAGACAGAGAGGGAUAGAUUUAAAGAUUGGUCUUGGAUAAAAGGCUCGUUAACACUGACAUCUACACCUUCUCCAUCUUCAAAUUCAGGUUCACAAUCACGUUCGAAUUCAAGCGAAAACCCCACAGAACAAAGUAUGAAUUAUGAUUUCCUAGGUAUACAUUAUAAACCUAAUGGAACAUACAACAUUAUUGGCUUACCUGAAGGAAUGAGGAUUGAUAUUCGAAAAUUACCAUUUUUAUGGAAAGAUGAAUCCAAUAUCAAUCAGACUAAAGAGAUCGUUUUGAGGGAAUUGGAGAAUGAAGUUAAGAAAUUGGAUGGGAAUUUAAUGGUUGGUGAUUUAAGAGACGACGAUGUAUCAGAACUCACCACUUGUCCACUCUUAAUCCACCUGACACUCCCUCCCAUCCCCUCGACCAUCUCAAAGCAAGAAUUAGAUUUCUACAAUUCCGAAAUCCAAUUUCCAACAGGAAUCAAAGCUUCUCUACCUAUUCCUCCUGCUUAUUGGCAAGUCGGAAAAGGGCUGGGAGGAGUCAUCAUAGCAGAUCAAUGUGGUUGGAUAAUGGGUAUUGAAGGUGGUAAAGGUAUUGGUAUUGAUGACUUCUGGGAUAGGAGCGUUAGCUACGCCGCCUUUGCUACACUCUCCCAACUACUCGUACUACUCUUACUAGUCCGACAGAUGGAACGUACUCGUACCCCAUCAACAUUGGCGAAAGUCUCGUUAUACACUAUAAUCAUUAUGUCCAUUACGGAUUCAUGGGUUUUCUCAGCCCAUGUCGUAGUUGGUAUCAUGAGUGAUAACAAAUCUAGUUUACCUAUGUUGGUUCCUGGAUUUAUGUGCUUAUGUACAGCUGUUGUCUUUGGUCCGAGAUACGCAGUUCUACUACACAGGAUACAAGCUCCCGAGAGAUCAAGUCCUGCUCCGAUCCCACCGCGGAUAACUCCAACAGUACCCGCAGCACAGAAUGGUGCUCACGAUGGAUCUCCAACGACGCCGAACCUGACCACAGCAAUGACUGAUGUUCCCACGACUAGAAUACCAGCAGUCGUCCCUGCCCUUCGAGGCAUAUUCACCGAACAUCCUCUUCUGAGAUGGCUAGCAAUCCUUGCUGUACUGUUCUGCUUCCUUCAAUUCGCAUUCUUGCCUUCCGUCAUACCAUUCUUCCUAUUUGCUUUAUACUCCUUUUGGGUACCUCAGAUAUGGCGAAAUGCGAGGAGAGGUACAAGUAGAUCGAUGGAUGCUUGGUUCAUCAUAGGGACGACAUUAGGUAGAUUGGCUUUGCCGCUGUAUACGUUCGCGUAUUCUGAGAACGUAUUUUUUAUCGAGAAAUCUCGUUGGAUUUGGGUAAUUGUGUGGUGGCAAUUUGCUCAAGUCACUUUAUUAUUUGCUCAAGAAAGAUUCGGACCGUCGUUCUUCCUACCAAAAUCACUCUCUCCGCCUGAAUCAUACAACUACCACCCGCUCAUACCUACCUCCUCCGAAGAUCCAGAAUCCGCAUCUACAUCUCUGUUGCUAUUAGGUGAUGGGGAAGAAGAGAAGACGUGUUCUAUCUGUAUGGAGCAGGUCGAUCUUUCGAAUUCAACCCAUUCGUCCUCCGCAGGUAUCAGUAUAAGUGAUAAAAGAAGAAAUUACGCUUUGGCCCCCUGUGGUCAUUUGUUCCAUACCAAUUGUCUGAGUCAAUGGAUGGCUGUUAAAACUAUAUGUCCACUUUGUAAGAGAAGUUUACCGCCCCUAUGA